GAAACAGAUUUUGUUCUCAAGGAAACAUGGAUCGAUUCAAUUUCGGUAUAUAAAGUGAGGUGAGAUGUCAAAACAGUGUCACUCGUUCAGGCCUCAAGUUGUGAAAUAGUCCGACAGAACAGCUCUUAAAAAUGGCAUUCAAAUUCAUCCCACUGUUUGCGCUAUUGGCUGUAGCCAGCGCUGGACUGCUGCCAGCUCAGCCUCUGCACUACCAGCAGGCUUUCCAUGCUGCAUCACCAGUUUACCACCAACAACCCCUCCUGAAGACCCUUUCUCAACCAACUCUGGUUGCGCAACCAACUUACGUGAAAACUAUCGCUCAGCCAACCCUUGUGAAAACUAUUGCCCAACCCACAUACGUUAAACAGCUAGAGGUAGAGGCCCCAGCCAACUACGAAUUCUCGUACUCCGUCCACGAUACCCACACCGGUGACAUCAAGAGCCAGCAAGAAACUCGCCACGGAGAUCGGGUUCAUGGACAAUACAGUCUGCUCGAUGCCGAUGGCCACCACCGCAUCGUCGAUUACACCGCUGACGAUCACAACGGAUUCAACGCCGUAGUCCGUCGUGAACCCUCCGGCAUCAAGGUUGCCCAGCCAGUGACCAAGAUUAUUGCCCAGCCGGUCCAGAAAGUUAUUGCCCAGCCUGCGUACUACUCUAGCCACUACUAAGAAGGAUUUGUUGUCUGUUAAUGGUCCGGUAAUCGCGUUAUAGAAUAGGUAGUUGAAUUUCGAAAAUACAAAACGUUGUACGAAUUGAGUCAUAAAA
Molecule: messenger RNA, 768 nt
Organism: Toxorhynchites rutilus septentrionalis
Lineage: Eukaryota; Metazoa; Arthropoda; Insecta; Diptera; Culicidae
Product: larval cuticle protein A2B-like
Exons: 2
Coding region: 132-671 (179 amino acids)
Cellular component (GO): extracellular matrix
Source: RefSeq, a predicted model, not a curated record